Dissoconium aciculare CBS 342.82 is the source of this 1912-nucleotide messenger RNA. RefSeq lists its product as uncharacterized. Gene Ontology annotation, biological process: protein import into nucleus. Gene Ontology annotation, cellular component: nucleus. The record is from RefSeq and is a predicted model, not a curated record. Gene Ontology annotation, molecular function: guanyl-nucleotide exchange factor activity; small GTPase binding. Bases 188 to 1732 code for a protein of 514 amino acids. The transcript has a single exon. Lineage: Eukaryota; Fungi; Ascomycota; Dothideomycetes; Mycosphaerellales; Dissoconiaceae.
UGAAUGUACAUUACUUUGACAGUACUUGCCCGCAUUCCACUACACAACUCAAUGCUCAAUGACUUCUGAUCGCCUCUCCUCACUUCGACCUCCUCCUCCUCCCUCUUGACCCAUUCUUCUCUCAUCAUCACCGCCAUUCGACCUCCACCUCUCCCAUAGCCGCCGCUCCUCCACCUUCACGGACACCAUGGCGCUUAGUCUGGGCGAUUUCUCACGCGUGCUCGACAUCACCAAACAGCACGAGCCAUUGUUUCUCAAGGAUUGGGACGUGUCGCUUUUGCCUGCGACGCCAUCACGAGAUGUCGAGCAACUGCCCGGUCUCGGCAACUUCGGAGACGUAUGGAGCUUUCUUGGGUCACCGGCGCUGUCAGAGCCAGCAACGCCUGCCGCUCUGUCGACACCACUAGUCAAUUGUGCCCUUGAUCUUCCGCCAAAACAGACAAAGCAGGGAAAGCCAAAGCUUCUCGCGCAGAGUGUUCAAAAGCCGGCUGACAAGACCCAAGCUGUGAAUACUCAGGCGGCAAAGAUCUCAAACACACCUGUCACUAAAGCAGGUUCCGCAACACCUAAGAAGAAAAAGGUCACUCCACAACGACCAGCGUCACCAUUAUUUCCCAAAGCACCCGCCACCGCGCCAGCAAAGGUGAAUGCGAAAGCCCAAACCACUAUAACCCGUGAUACUACUGCCACGAAUAAGCUGCCGCUAAGCGUUCUCAAAGAUGCCAGCGUUACUGCUCCCAACACACCUACACCCAAACCAAAGCUGGCGUUUCUGCCUGCAUCUGUACAACCUUUGGCUGGCGGAGGAAGGCCGAUGCAGACUGAGCAUCGUAUAAAGAAACCCAUCUCACAAACACCGCGCUCUAUUGAGCCCAAGGUAGCUCGAGCACCAGAAGAUAAGGAUUGGGAUCUGUUCACACGCAUUAUGAAGAACUUUCCCGAGGAUCGAAAGACCCUCGUGGCUCCCAUGAAUUUGACAACACAUAACAAUGACCCAAACGGCGUUCACAUAUUUGUUGACGCGAGCAACAUCUUCAUCGGUUUCAUGAAAGAGAUGAAGCUCUCUCGAGGCAUACCAGACCACGUGCGGAUUCCUCGCGCCGACCUAUCUUUCGACUCUCUCGCCCUGCUCAUGGAACGACGACGUCCGGUAGCCAAGCGUGUUCUUGUGGGCUCCACACCUCACCUCCCAGCAUUUGACAAAGCCAAAGCUGUUGGCUACCAAUGCAGCAUCCUCGAAAAGGUUGAAAAGGCCAGACAGUUGACCGAACGUCAAGUGUAUUUCAAAGAGCAGGAAGAGGCGCGCAAACUGAAAAGUCCCUACCGCUCAAAAUCCUCUCGUGCACAGUACAGCUCGGGAAACACAUCUGGUUCUGACACCGGCACUGCAUCAGCACCUCAGUUUGACCGUGUGAAAAUGGUCGAACAAGGCGUCGAUGAAAUCUUGCAUUUGAAAAUUUGCGAGUCAGUGUUGGAUCAUCCUGGUAAGCCAGGCACUAUUGUCCUCGCGACGGGUGAUGCUGCAGAAGCAGAGUACAGCGAUGGCUUCUUGAAGACAUUGGAGCGUGCGUUAAAGCACGGGUGGACGGUCGAGCUUCUGAGCUGGAGUCGCAGUAUCUCUGCUCUCUACACGAAGCGCUCGUGGAGUAAGCAGUGGGGUGAUCGAUUUCGUAUUAUUCCGCUUGAUGAGUAUGCGGAGGAUUUGUUGGACAUGUCGAUUGCGUCGGCAUGAGCUUGUUUAGAGGUUCGCCUGUGUUACGACACAUGUACACUUUGAUGGGGUUCUUUAUUUCAUCUUUCGAGAGCGUUUGAGCAUAAGCAUGGCAUAGCAUAUGACUUCGAUUCUUGCACAGCGAUUGUUGUUUUAAUGCAUAUAUUUCCUUGCUGUCUCGACAGCACUUUGAAAGAUUUC